GAUUAUAUCUUUACUCACGGACAUCAGCAUGAAGAUUCUCUUGGUGGGCCUAGUGACUCUACUUAGUCUUUCCAAUGUGUCGUGCCAGAACAAGAGAAACAGAGACGAAGAACUGCUCCUGAACAACGCCCUAAGACUUCUGGGUGGAACUUUUGGUGACGCCUUCAAACAUCUGCGCCGGACAAACUCAAGCACUAAAGUUUCACUCAAGAUUAGCAUGAUACCCGUCACAAUCAGCAAACUGAAAAGUCCAACGGGAGUUUGGUAUUACGUAAACAUAACGUAUGAAAACAAGCCUGAUGAUGCUUUUCUCAUGGGAAUAACGAUGGAAAAUGGCAAAGUUGUAGCAGAGUUCGCCAUUUUCAAAACGCAGACCAUAUACCAAACAUCACGACGGUCUGUGUUGCAGCGAGUUCUAAACCGGAUUGUGACAGAAAAUUCGGUUAUUCGAUCGCCUCGCUGUUCUUGCAAAUUUGUUCGUGUUAACGAUAGUUUAGAGAACCUGGAAUGCAUUUUACCAAGAUGCUUCUUUAAUGACAAUGUAAGGACUGACCAGACAGAAAAGUUUACAUCGAUGGGUGUAAAUUGCAAUGGCCUGUAUUUCAUUGAGAACGAAGAAGUAUUUUAUGGACUGCAUAAGAUCAGGAACAGUGACCCUUCCUGGCCUAAAGCAUUUCGAAAAUAUCUGAAGCAACGUCGUAUUUGCGUUGAUUAAGUCUACAAUUCGACGAUUAGUGGAUCAACCAUAAGCAAAGUCACCUA
Molecule: messenger RNA, 762 nt
Organism: Physella acuta
Lineage: Eukaryota; Metazoa; Mollusca; Gastropoda; Physidae
Source: RefSeq, a predicted model, not a curated record